Messenger RNA from Paramecium sonneborni, 824 nucleotides. The record is from the annotation of a GenBank genome assembly. NCBI's taxonomy places the organism in Eukaryota, Ciliophora, Oligohymenophorea, Peniculida, Parameciidae.
AUGGAUAUUGCUGUUUGCUAAAAUCCCAAUCACGAUAAUUAACGUCUUAAAUAUAUAUGUGUAGAUCCAAACUGUUAAGUUUAGAAAAAAAUAGGUAUUAAUUCUUAUACUAUAAUUUAGGUUGUGCUGAUUGUUUUCUUGAUGAUCAUAUUACUCAUAUUAGAAAAACAACUACUCAAUUUAAAGAGUAAGUAAGCUAAUCUAUUGAAACAAUUUCUUAAAUUGAAUUCGAAAAAAUGUAUUGCUCUCCGUAAAAGGAUUUGGAUAGUAGAAUCGAUUUUGAAUUAGAAAAUUGCAUUGAUUGUAUUAAAUCCAAAUUUUCAUCUAUUAAAAGUGAUUUAAAAUCAUAAAUUGAUAGUGAUAUGUAAAAAGUUUAAGAGAACUGUUCUUAAUUCCAAUAAAAUAUGAAUAAUGAAUUAGAUUCAUUCAAAAUCACUAUUAAAAAUGAAUUACCUUCUUUGAAUCAUAAUGAAAUUAAUUAAUUGGUUAAAUUUUAUUAAGAGGCUCCUAAAAUUCACAAACAUUAUUCUAAAGCAGCUGAACUCAUACAAGAUGAAAAAUCAAGAGUAAAAUAAAAAAAAUAAAAAUACUUAAUAAAAAUGAAAAGUAUAAUGCAAAUAUUACUAAAGGAGUUUAAUGAAUUAAUGACAUCAAAGAAUGUAUAAUUUGAUGAUGGUAAUGAUUAUGAUACUCCUUAAAAAUAAACAAUGUCUCCUAAUAAAAUGAUAAAUCUUGUAGAAACAGCACGUUCUUCAAGACGUUUUCCUAUGUCUUAAUAAUAAAAAAAAUAUUUUUUAGCUGCAGUGACAAAAAAGCUAGAUUGA